Molecule: messenger RNA, 810 nt
Organism: Phytophthora nicotianae INRA-310
Lineage: Eukaryota; Oomycota; Peronosporomycetes; Peronosporales; Peronosporaceae
Exons: 3
Coding region: 1-810 (269 amino acids)
Source: RefSeq, a predicted model, not a curated record
AUGGCUGAGGAUGGACAGUCGGCCGAUGCUCACAUCGAAAUGAUCGACAACGUUCUUGGUGUCUACGAAAAGAACCGAGAGAUGCUGCGCUUCGUUGUUGGCGACAACUGCCCGACGAACAAGCUAUUGCUACUCGGCUCAAGCGCUGCGCUGGCAGCGUUCACGGGCCUCAAGCCGCUGAAGGCCAACGCGACGCGUUGGUCAUCUACUUACGAGAUGCUCAAGCGCUACGCCGAUAUUCGAGACGCUAUCAAGAUGGUGCAAGCUGUUGAAGAUUUAGUGCCACGUCCAAGCUCUCACCGCCGCAUUGUUCAGCUUCUGAGCAAGCUGGGUGACCUUGACAGCGUAUGCGUAAAGUUGCAGAGCGAGAAGCUAGCGCUUGCUGACGUCCGGCUUCUUUUCGACGCCGUGGUGGUGAAGUACCGUAUUGUGCACUCUCCUGUCUUUGAGCGGGCCGUCGUGAACGUUCAGGGUGAUCGCAGGCUUCAAGCGGACGAAGAAGCUGCUGUCGAGCCCUUUCUGGUCGUCCAACCUUCUUCGGCCCCGCCGACCAAGCAGGUGGACUUCGCUACAGCCACACUCCGACAAGCCAAGAAGCCUCGCCACGCGUCAGCACAGAAGUACGACGAGUUGUUGAGCCAAUUGCCGCCGACUAGCAACCGAUGUGAGCGCCUCUUUUCACAGUGCAAGCUAAUUCUAACCCCACGGCGGUCAAGUCUGCUGCUAGCAAACUUUGAGAUGCUCGUGUUUCUACGAGCGAAUCGCGACCUUUGGAGCUUCACCUCGCUUGUUGGCAUUGAUGAUGUUUAG